CCUCCGCUGCCUUCAUUUUUUUUUUUCUUUCUCCGCUCCACCCUCUCGGCAUUUCUCUACUAGCGGCGCCGACAGGGCGAGCGGCCGCCCUUGCCCCUUGGCCUGGUGUUCGUCUGGCGCUUCGCCGGCGACGAGGAUCCUACAGCAGGUGUAAUUAGCGCGAAAUAUUCGUCCAGGGAAGUAAGAAUGCCGUAAGGAACCGCUGAGGAUUGUAGGUGGUUAUGGAUAAUGAUAAUGGAGAUGCGGAUGACCUUGGAUCAGGAUGGUUUGAAGUGAAAAAGAAGCAUCGGUCCAGCUCGAAAUACACAUUGCAGAGGUCUUCUGGAGGUUCCAGCCAGAAAAUUCCAAACUCGUCGUCACGGUCACGGCCCAACUGUAGCAGUGACAGUUCAAGGUGGCAUGACAGGCCGCAACAUCCUCCUCCGAACAUAAAUGCUAAUGUUGGCGUUGAUGAAUCUGGUACUGGAGAAACAACUAAUGUUCUAGCUGAAAGAUGCAAUGAUGUAGGUGCUAGUGACCUGAAGGGUGUCUUAAAUACUUCAGCCUCAGAGUAUGUAGCAGAAAGACCUGACGAGCUGCUGGUGGCUGAAGAAACAAGUGAACCUCCCAAAACCAGUCUGGCUGAUCAUGCAAAUCCUUCAGUGCCUCAUGAGUCCUCGACCUGUUCAGGCAGUGUUGCCAAAUGUGCAGACGAUUCUCAGCAUGUAAAAUGUUCUCCAAAAACAGAGUCGCUAGGUGUUUUGUCCAAUACUCCUGUCAAGUUUGGAGACUUUGAUGAAGUUCCAGGUUUAUCAUUACCCUCUGAUUCAUACAGAGAUAACAGUUCUUCUAGAGACCAUGGGCAUGGUGGAGAUGCUGCACAUUCCAGAAAUGAGCAAAAGGAUGAAAGUAAACCCAAAGUGGAGACGAACUCUUGUGCAACAAUUGAUGAGGCAUCUCCAAUCAUUAUACAAGGAACAGAGACACCCAGUGAUGACACGAUAGGGCCACUGGAUGCACAUGAAACACCAGAAAGUAUGUUGAAUGUUAGUGGUUCAGCAGCCUCAACUGACUCUGUUUCCCUACCCUGCUCCAGUAAUGAUCAUGAAGUUCCAGUUACAUCUUCAUCUGUUGCGUCCACAGAAAGUAGAACGUUACUUCCUAACCAUGCACCAGCUUCUGCAGAUUUCGGAUCUGAAACUGCUGAGAGCAAAGAAAGAUUCAGGCAGAGGCUAUGGUGCUUUCUUUUUGAGAAUCUGAAUAGGGCUGUUGAUGAACUUUACCUCCUCUGUGAACUAGAAUGUGACAUGGAACAAAUUAAUGAAUCCAUACUUGUUCUUGAAGAAGCUAUAUCUGAUUUUCAAGAACUUAAAUCCAGAGCAGAGCAUUUUGAUAACACCAAAAAGUCUCCUGGUGUACCCAAAGAGGGGAUGCCAAUGGCUGUGAAAGCUGACCAUAGGAGACCUCAUGCCUUGUCUUGGGAGGUCAGAAGGAUGACAAGUUCACCACACAGGCAAGAAAUACUCUCUUCAUCUCUAGAGGCCUUCCAAAGGAUCCAAUUGGAACUGGCAUGCAAGCAGGCUGGUAUAACGGCAGAGAGAUUUACAUCCAGCUCUUCUGGAGAAGUUUUGAGUAGCUCAUCAGAGCUGACCACAGCAUCCGCUACUGUUAGGAAUAUAAGUUUGAAAGUGGAGAGUCAGGUAAAACUUCCUGAUAGUGGUAGUGAGAAAAAGAUUGCUGGAGAGAAGCAAAUCAGGGAUGCAUUCAAGUCAGAUAAAUCACAUCCACAAAGUAUGCCUUCAUAUUCUGCAAGGAGUAGAAGAGGGUCACUAGAACCGAUCUCGGAAAUAGAGAAGCACACUUUUAAGAAUGACAGGGAGUUGCCAGAAAACAAAUUUGACAGGCUCAAGUCAGCCGAUGUUGUUAAAAAGAGUACAGUUCAUCUUGAAAAGGAGAAGCAAAUUACAGCACCUUGGAAGUCAAUGGAUGCCUGGAAGGAGAAAAGGAACUGGGAAGAUAUAUUGAAAUCUCCUGCACGGAGUUCUCGGGUUUCUCAUUCUCCUGGUGUUGGCAGAAAAGUUACAGAUCGUGGUCGUGUUCUACAUGACAAGUUGAUGUCUCCUGAAAAGAAAAAAAGAAGCGCUUUGGAUAUGAAAAAAGAAGCAGAAGAAAAGCAUGCACGAGCACUGCGAAUUAGGAGUCAACUAGAAAGUGAGAGGGUUCAGAGGCUACAACGUACCUCUGAAAAGUUAAAUCGUGUCAAUGAGUGGCAGGCUGUGCGCAGCUCAAAACUGCGAGAAGUAAUGAAUGCACGCCAUCAACGUGGUGAAUCUCGUCAUGAAGCAUAUCUUGCUCAGGUUGCAAAAAGAGCUGGUGAUGAGAGUACUAAAGUAAAUGAGGUCCGUUUUAUUACAUCGCUGAAUGAGGAAAACAAAAAGUUCUUGCUGAGGCAGAAACUUUAUGAUUCUGAAAUGCGGAGAGCUGAAAAGCUACAGGUGAUCAAAACAAAGCAAAAGGAGGACACUGCUAGGGAAGAAGCUGUUUUGGAACGAAGAAAGUUCCUUGAAGCUGAGAAGAUGCAGCGCCUUGCUGAAAUACAGCGCAAGAAAGAAGAGGCUAUUUUCAGAAGAGAAGAAGAGCGCAAAGCAUCUAGUGCUGCACGGGAAGCAAGGGCUGCAGAACAGCAGCGUAGAAAAGAAAUAAGAGCAAAAGCGCAACAAGAGGAAGCUGAACUUUUAGCCCAAAAGUUAGCUGAAAAGCUCCGUGAGAGUGAGCAGCGCCGCAAGUAUCACCUAGAGCAGAUACGGGAGCGAGCCUCUAUGGAUCUUAGGGAUCAGACUUCACCUUUUCAGCGCCGCUUUCCAAGUAAAGAUGGCCAAAACCGUUCAACUAAUAGCGGCGAAGACUCUCAGAUUACUGGCAAUUCCAGCACCGCAGACUCUGUGGUUAAAUCAUCGAAUAAUGUACAGAUGAAACGAAGGAUCAAAAAGAUUCGCCAGAGAUUAAUGGCUCUGAAGCAUGAAUUUAUCGAACCACCCAUAGGUGAAAGUACUGGAAUCACACACAGGGCUGCUCUAGGAGCUGCCAAAGCUAAGUUAAGUAGAUGGCUUCAAGACCUACAGAAACUUCGUCAAGCUAGAAAAGAAGGCACUGCCAGUAUUGGUUUGAUUGUUGGUGACAUGACAAAGUAUUUAGAAGGAAAGGAUCUUGAACUGCAUGCAUCAAGACAAGUUGGUCUGCUUGGCUUCAUUGCAUCUGCUUUACCUGCAUCACACACUUCAAAGCCUGGAGCUUGUCAAGUCACUGUCUACCUCUUGCGCCUGUUGAGAGUAUUGCUCUCACUUCCAGCUAAUCGAACAUAUUUUCUAGUACAGAAUCUUUUACCUCCGAUUAUUCCCAUGCUAUCAGCAUCACUGGAGAAUUACAUUAAGGUGGCAGCAUCCAACUCUGGAAGUUCAAAUCUUCUGCCUAACAAAACUUCAACCGAGAAUACAGAGUCAUCAGGUGAAGUGUUAGAUGGCUUCUUAUGGACUGUGACCAUGAUCGUUGGCCAUGUACACCUCGAUGAUGAACAACUUCAAAUGCAGGGAGGUUUGAUCGAACUGAUUGUAGCUUAUCAAAUAAUUCACCGUCUGCGAGAUUUGUUUGCCCUUUAUGAUAGGCCCCAGGUGGAAGGAUCCCCACUCCCAUCAUCUAUACGCUUUGGUCUCAACCUUUUGGCUGUCUUAACAUCUAAACCUGGAAAUUUCUCUACCAUUGAUUGGGAGUCCUGCAAAUGCAGGACAUUAGGUGGCACUAUAGUUCAAGAAUAUGAAUAUCUUAGCUCACAAGACAGUAUGGGGAACCAGUUGAUGACACUAGAGCAGUCUGGAGAUAACAAAUUGGCAUCCUUGUGUAGUGAACUGCCUGAAGAAAACAAAUCAUGUAAACUGCAUGACUUGAGCAUUCCUGGGGACAGAAAAUUGGUUGAUGAAGCUAGAAAAGACUUGAUACCUGUCUCAGGUGGCCUGAAUAAUCCAGCAAUGCAACCACCUGAUUUGGGGAUUGCUACAGAGAAGCGUUCUGAAAUUCCUAGCCAGGGAGAUGAAAAUAGCACAAUCGACAGUUUUCUUGAAGGAAGAAAGGUGAACAAUGUAGGUUCAGGGUAUAACAGUAGUCCUGGAAAAGGCAACGAGACAAGCCUAAAGCAUCCUGUAAUGCUUUUACUUUCUGCUAUGACUGAGACUGGCCUUGUUAGUCUACCAUCACUUUUGACUGCUGUGUUGCUCCAGGCGAACAACAGAUCAUCUUCAGAACAGACUUCAGCUAUUCUUCCAUCAAAUUUUGAAGAAGUAGCCACUGGUGUAUUAAAAGUUUUGAACAAUGUGGCACGCUUGGAUAUAAAUCUUCUGCAGUGCAUGCUGGCUAGAUCAGAUCUAAAGAUGGAGUUCUUCCAUUUAAUCAGCUUCCUUCUGAGCCAUUGCAUGAACAAAUGGAGAGUACCAAACGAUCAGGUUGGUUUGCUGCUUCUAGAGUCUCUGCUACUUCUUGGCUACUUUUCUUUGUUCCAUGCUGAGAACCAAGCUGUUCUUCGGUGGGGAAAGAGUCCCACCAUACUUCACAAGCUGUGCGACUUGCCAUUUGUUUUCUUCAGUGACCCCGAGUUGAUGCCCAUCUUGGCUGCUGCUCUGAUCGCUGUUUGCUACGGUUGCGAUCAGAAUCGAAGUGUUGUACAACAGGAAAUAAGCACGGAUAUGCUUCGUUCUUUGCUCAAGUCCUGUCAAACAUCAUUGACUUCUCCAGAUUCCAUUGCUGUAGAUGGUUCUGGAAACAAUUCCAGUGAUAACACGCAGAGUUUACUUGAUACCAGGAGCCCACAAGGUGACAUCCCAAUAAGGUCAAGCCGCAAAAUUGGACGGCCAGUUGUUGGGAAGGGUGUUUCAGGAGGCAUCAGAUUCAACAGAAAUAGGGUUCAGAAGGAUGGUAGAGGAAGAGGUGUUGAUGAUGGGCCUCUGAAGCAAAGAGCUGGUGAAGCUUCAUCUAACUUCAUGUUGCAUAGAAAGAUCCCAGCUUCUUUCUUGGACAGAGCCGAGGAGUUCUUCUGCAGUGAGACAUGAAUUCGGCUCUGUAGCUGACCUGACCUAUAGUGCACAAGCUACUGAAUUUUACAAUUUUGCGAGGAUGGUGUUUCAGACUAAUUAUCUCAAAACUCUAGGCAAAUGUACGUUCGGCUGGAUCUGACUAUAGUUUUGGAAAGGUUUUGCGACCUCGUAUCCUGAUUAAACCAUGCAGUCUAAAGAUAAAAUAGCUAUGUAGGGAGAGAUGCACUGUUAUGUACAGGAAAAAACUGUGAUAAGAAAAAUCUGACUCCAUAUGGAAUAAAGGAACUGUCCAUAAUUUACUUC
Messenger RNA from Setaria italica (foxtail millet), 5363 nucleotides. RefSeq names its product S phase cyclin A-associated protein in the endoplasmic reticulum. Bases 222 to 5075 code for a protein of 1617 amino acids. NCBI's taxonomy places the organism in Eukaryota, Viridiplantae, Streptophyta, Magnoliopsida, Poales, Poaceae. The transcript has 9 exons. The record is from RefSeq and is a predicted model, not a curated record.